AUGGCGGGUAUUGCAAAUCUUGCGGAUAGUGUCCGUCCCGGGACAAAGGAGGACGUUUCAAAGAGUGACCUUCCUCUAAAGGAUCGAUUCUUCCGUUACUUCCAGGAAGAAAUAACCGCUUUACAAGAACAAAUGGACCGGCUGGCAGAUACGUCUCUCGUAGCCGGUGAACGCUCCGAUGCCACCGAUUACUGUCUAGCUGGCAUUGCACGCCUCUCCAACGAGGUCAAGGAUGCAUCAAGCUACAUCCCCACAUAUGAUCAACGCAUCUAUGCUGAAGCAAUCAAAGCCCUACAAGAUAAACUCUCCGAGACUCGAGCCACAAUCCAACCCAGAGCCAAAUUCUCAUUCAAGACCAAGAAGAAUUCCUCCGCAUUAUCCCUAUCAGACGCUGCCGAGAUCGCUGCCCAAGGUCGUCGCAUCGUCCCUGGCUAUCUUUCGCCAGACACCUCCUCUGUGAGCUCAUCCCGAAACCUCACCCCUCUAUACGCCUCUACGCCAGUCAACGACAUCGAAACACCCCAACUCAGACCCGAAAUCGCACCCACUUCCUCAGCCACCUUCCUCGACGAAGGCAAGGACAGCGCAGCCCUGGAGAAGAAAUCAAACGACAUCCGGCGUCCCAGCUUCUCAAAUGCAUCGUCUGUUGCUGUCGAUCAGCAUUAUGGCCUUCACAUAAUGCUCCCAGCCUCUGCGUCCAGCGCCGCGGUCCCAGCUUCAAUCACCUCACUACGUCACUGUGUAGUCGACAUGUCCAUUCCGACCACAGACGGAAAACCAUUCGCCAGUUUGACGAUCAAAGGUGUCAAAGAGAGUCUGAUUAUAUGCGGCCAGGUCGAUGGACCAGCGCACAUCACGAAUGUAGAGCACAGCGUCGUGGUGGUCUCAUGUCGUCAAUUCCGAAUGCACAAUUGCACGGAUGUCGAUGUCUACCUCAGCUGCACUAGUAACCCUAUAAUUGAGGAUUGCACCCGAAUCCGCUUUAGCAGGAUUCCAAAGACAUACGCCCUAGAUAAAAACCACCCCGACAACAGCGACAAAUGGGACCAAGUCGAAGACUUCAAAUGGAUCAAGCCCGAGCCAAGCCCCAAUUGGAGUAUUUUGGAUUCUAAUGCCGCGGUCUCGGAUGAGGUUUGGGCUGAGAUGGUUCCCGGUGGACCUUGUUGGUCGCUUGAGGAUAUUUUGAGGGCUACGAAGGUGUUACGAGAGUAA
Molecule: messenger RNA, 1212 nt
Organism: Talaromyces marneffei
Lineage: Eukaryota; Fungi; Ascomycota; Eurotiomycetes; Eurotiales; Trichocomaceae
Exons: 4
Coding region: 1-1212 (403 amino acids)
Biological process (GO): post-chaperonin tubulin folding pathway; tubulin complex assembly
Cellular component (GO): cytoplasm
Molecular function (GO): tubulin binding
Source: RefSeq, a predicted model, not a curated record